GUUUCAUGAAGACGCGUGUGAUGAUAGAUAAUGUGGCUCGUUCUUCUGGCUGUCGCUGCUUCUCUUGUGAUCUUUGGCUUUGGUCUUCUGCGUGUUGCUGUGAAUCUGACAGAACUGUGGAGAAUGAUGAUGAGGAGGAGGAGGAUCUCAUGGGUCAGAGGUUUCUGGAGAUCUCACAUGACAACAGCUCAACUCAAGUAUUGACUGGGAGGAGCGUCAGCAGCGACGUCACCAGGCUGGGUGUUCCUCUCGAUGAGCUGCAGAGGGCGCCAGCGUGCAGCAGUCCUUUACCCUGCCUGAAACCCACAAACACACACACAGUGAUGAUUCGGACUCUUGAGAGCCGGUGGGUUUUAAUAAAUCAAGCCUUGAGGAGAUCAUUCAGGUCAUGUGAGGAUUUAAAGGAUGCCAUAUUGAAAUAUAAUGCAGCUCAAGCGAAGUGUUGGGACUUUACAGCGCUGGACUUAUACUGCAAGGUAAAACACACGAGCGCUCAAUAGUGAAAGACUGAAUCACAGUUCAUAUCUCGCCUCUCACCCUCACCACUCAUCAGUCACUAAACAGG
Molecule: messenger RNA, 565 nt
Organism: Triplophysa rosa
Lineage: Eukaryota; Metazoa; Chordata; Actinopteri; Cypriniformes; Nemacheilidae
Product: poly(ADP-ribose) glycohydrolase-like
Exons: 5
Coding region: 6-500 (164 amino acids)
Source: RefSeq, a predicted model, not a curated record